Messenger RNA from Mytilinidion resinicola, 1348 nucleotides. Its product is annotated as retinol dehydrogenase. NCBI's taxonomy places the organism in Eukaryota, Fungi, Ascomycota, Dothideomycetes, Mytilinidiales, Mytilinidiaceae. The record is from RefSeq and is a predicted model, not a curated record. The coding region runs from base 287 to 1270 and encodes 327 amino acids. The transcript has a single exon.
UGUCGUUAUUCCAUGAUGUCACCUACGAGUUUUGGAAUUAGAUGUGGCGUCAAUUGACGUUACUAUGCUAUCUAGGCGGUGCUGUAAAGCUUAAUCGCUGCGUCCGGUUUCGUCCGCUAUCUUUUCUUUACUUCUUUUCGACCUCAUGUAAUAACUUGUCGAUAUCACACCACCAUCUCAACUCCAUUUAUAGCUUCAUGACUUCCACAACGAAACACAUUGUUACCUACGUCUACAAUUACGCUCGCCUCUAAGGUUCACGACAAGCAAUAUCCCAGUCAUCAAGAUGUUUGGUUUCGGCGCAACUGCGUUCAAAGCAGAAGACAUUCCCGACCUUUCAGGCAAAGUCAUUCUGGUCACUGGAGGCAAGAAGCUCUCUUUUAUGUCCCGUGUAAAAUGUCCUAAGCCGCGCACAGGAAACUCGGGAUUGGGCGCCGAAAGCAUUCUACAAUUGGCGAAGCAUAACCCUUCUAAGAUCUACCUGGCUGCCCGCACAAAAGCCAAAGCCAACGCCGCAAUCGCAGCAAUCAAGGAGAAGGUUCCCAACGCUGCAAUCACAUAUUUAGAGCUUGAUCUGAGCUCCUUCGCUUCCGUCAAGAAGGCCGCAGAUGCCGUCAUACAGUCUACUGGACGCCUCGACAUUCUCCUAAAUAACGCAGGCAUCAUGGCCACACCGGCAGGCCUAACGAAAGAUGGCUACGAGGUUCAAUUUGGAACUAACCACAUGGGCCAUGCACUGCUCACGCGGCUGUUACUCCCGACGCUCCAGAAGACUGCGAAAGAGCAGGGUGCAAGCGCGGACGUCCGCAUCGUGAAUCUAAGCUCCAAGGGCCACAGAUGGGCUCCGGAAGGCGGUCUUGUGCUCGACCAAUGCAAGACAGACAUGGCUAGCACUGCGACUUUCGUUCGAUACGGUCAGUCAAAGCUCGCCAACAUUCUCUAUACCAAAGCGCUUGCAGCCCGAUAUCCUGCCAUCAAGUGCAUCUCUGUGCAUCCAGGGGCCGUUGAUACGGGACUUGUGCGUGGGCCAGGCGAGUCGUGGCCGGUUUUAGUAUGGCCCAUGUGGUUUAUCAUUCAGUUCACCGCUGUGAGCGUGGCGCAUGGGGCAUUGACGCAGUUGUUUGCUGCGACGAGUAAGGAUGCUAAGACGGGGACUUAUUAUGUCCCGACCGCGCAAGAGAACGCAGGAUCUGCUUACGCACAAGAUGAGAAGCUUGUGGAUGUGCUGUGGGAUUAUACGGAGAAAGAGCUGAAUGCCGCGGGUUAUUAGGUAUUGCGAAGGUUGAUUUUUGUGAUUUCGGCGCUGUUUGAGUUUUUUAGAAGCGUGUGGGUAGAACAGACGGGUGGG